Messenger RNA from Drosophila sechellia, 1565 nucleotides. RefSeq lists its product as uncharacterized. Bases 86 to 1450 code for a protein of 454 amino acids. The transcript has 2 exons. The record is from RefSeq and is a predicted model, not a curated record. NCBI's taxonomy places the organism in Eukaryota, Metazoa, Arthropoda, Insecta, Diptera, Drosophilidae.
AAUCUGUAUAAAUACCAAAAGGUUCUGCGUAUUCCUCAUUAGAGUUUCGGUUUUACUGCUGUGAACAAGCAACUCAUCGGACAAUAUGAAACUCUUCCUGGUCGCUUUUGCCGUGAUCGCAGCCGCGGCUGCCGAUGUCAGCCACCUGCCCUCCAACGAGUACCUGCCUCCCGUCCAGGAGCAGCAGAUCAUCGCCGGACCCACCAACGAGUACCUAGCUCCCUUGGAGGUCCAGCCUGCCCCAGCCCAUGAGCUGGCCGAUGAUGGCUACCGAUACAAGACCCACAAGCGCGUGGUGGUCCGCCGCCAUCGCCGUGACGUCAACGAGCCCUCCAACGAGUACCUGCCCCCCUUCAAUGCUCCUUCCAACGAGUACCUGGCACCCGCUCAAAGUGCUCCUGAGACCGUCUUGGCCAAUGAUGGAUACCGUUACAAGACCCAGAAGCGCGUGGUUACCAAGCGUCACCGUCGUGAUGUGAGCCACUUGCCUUCCAACGAGUACCUGCCCCCUGUCCAGGCUGCCGCUCCUUCCAACGAAUAUCUGCCCCCGGUGUCCGCCCCCGUCCAGGUUGCUGCCCCAGCUCCCGCUCAAGUUCAGUUCGCCGCCCCCGCUCCCGUCGUGGUUGAGGCUGAGCCCGCCCAUGACCUGGCCGAUGACGGUUACCGUUACAAGACCAAUCGUCGCGUUGUCUAUCGCCGUCACCGCCGUGACGUCAACGAACUCUCCAACGAGUACCUGCCUCCCGUCCAGGAGCAGCAGAUCAUCGCCGGACCCACCAACGAGUACCUAGCUCCCUUGGAGGUCCAGCCUGCCCCAGCCCAUGAGCUGUCCGAUGAUGGCUACCGAUACAAGACCCACAAGCGCGUGGUGGUCCGCCGCCAUCGCCGUGACCUCAACGAGCCCUCCAACGAGUACCUGCCCCCCUUCAAUGCACCUUCCAACGAGUACCUGGCACCCGCUCAAAGUGCUCCUGAGACCGUCUUGGCCAAUGAUGGAUACCGUUACAAGACCCAGAAGCGCGUGGUUACCAAGCGUCACCGUCGUGAUGUGAGCCACUUGCCUUCCAACGAGUACCUGCCCCCUGUCCAGGCUGUCGCUCCUUCCAACGAGUAUCUUCCCCCGGUGUCCGCCCCCGUCCAGGUUGCUGCCCCAGCUCCCGCUCAAGUUCAGAUCGCCGCCCCUGUCCAGCUGGCCGCCCCCGCUCCCGUCGUGGUUGAGGCUGAGCCCGCCCAUGAGCUGGCCGAUGACGGUUACCGUUACAAGACCCAUCGUCGCGUUGUUUACCGCCGUCACCGCCGUGACGUCAACGAGCUCUCCAACGAGUACUUGCCUCCCGCCGAGUACCUUGCCCCCGUGGAAAACACCGUCGAGGCGGCUCCCGCCCAUGUCCUGGCUGAUGAUGGAUACCGCUACAAGACCCACAAGCGCGUUUUGUACCGCCGCAACUAAAUCAUCCGAUAAAGGCUUCACUUGGUGAUUGAAUCGUGCUCAUUUUGGAGUGCAGACCCUACUAUUAGAAUACCUCUUUUUCAUUCAAAUACAAUAAUACGAUAACGAAUCCAUA